AUGGCGCAAAUCUGCGAUGCGACAAGCAAACCAGACACACUCUUGGUUCUCUCUGCCGGGUUCAUAGCAGCCUUGUACAAGGUCAUUGGUGUCGACUUUGCCGCCCAUUUCGUCACAGCUGUGGUUGAACGGUUCCAGAGAGAGCACGAUGCGGCAGAAAAGAUGGCUGCUGAGGCCCGCACCCCGACCAAGGAGACAUCAAACUUGAUCACGGUGCUGGCAGAGAUGUACGAGUUCAAGGUCGUGUCGGGCAAGAUUUUGUUCGACUACAUCAAAUUCCUGCUCCAAGACUUGUCAGAGCUCAAUGCUGAGAUCUUGCUCCGUAUCGUUCGACUGGUCGGAGCGCAGCUUCGGAAGGAUGACCCGUUGGCGCUCAAGGAUAUCGUCAGCCUCAUUCGGCCAGCUGUAGCCAAGAUCGGCGAGGCAAACCUCUCGGUGCGAACCAAGUUCAUGAUUGAGACGAUCAGCGAUCUCAAAAACAACAAGCUCAAGACCGGCGCGCAGGAUCUAGCGGUCCUCCAUGAGCACGUCACGCGCAUGAAGAAGCAUCUCGGCACGAUGGACACAUCAAAGCUCAAGGCCACCGAACCACUCCGCAUGGGUCUUGAUGACAUUCAGGCUGCAGACAAGUCGGGCAAGUGGUGGCUGGUUGGUGCCAAGUGGGCUGGGCAGGGCGGCGAUAGCAAGAAGGCCGAACCGACCGCAGCCAGCGCCGGCGCCGCCGGCUCGGCGGAGGUGGCGUCGGACGAUGAUGUGAUAUUGGAUGACGGACUGGAUAUGCCGAACUACGCCGAGCUCGCACGCGAGCAGGGCAUGAACACGGACCAGACUUUAACGAUGCCUACCUGCGGAUAUUGA
Verticillium alfalfae VaMs.102 is the source of this 858-nucleotide messenger RNA. RefSeq names its product suppressor of glycerol defect protein. NCBI's taxonomy places the organism in Eukaryota, Fungi, Ascomycota, Sordariomycetes, Glomerellales, Plectosphaerellaceae. Gene Ontology annotation, cellular component: nucleolus. The coding region runs from base 1 to 858 and encodes 285 amino acids. The transcript is spliced from 2 exons. Gene Ontology annotation, molecular function: RNA binding; protein binding. The record is from RefSeq and is a predicted model, not a curated record. Gene Ontology annotation, biological process: ribosomal small subunit biogenesis.